AUGGAUGUUAUUUACAUGUUCGACAACUCCAGCAGUAGUUUUAAAACUUCUGACGUCAGCGAUUCACACGUCACUUCCGUUCAUGUAAACAACAUCGUGAUUAGCUCCCCUGGUUCACAAACAGCAGACGACUUGCAGACGGUGGACGACAUCGACGCGAUAGUUUUCAACGUGCUCGACAUUUUCUUUAACUGUUUCCUCAUCCACGUCCUGAGCCUGCUGGGGGUUGUGGCCAACGUCUUGAACAUUGUUGUCCUGUCGCGUCAUGGCAUGCAGGAGUCCACUAACAUUCUGCUCAUGUCGUUAUCGGUCAGUGACCUCUGUUCGUCUUUUGUCCAACCCUUCCGUAGGCUCAAGUGUUUAGUUUCUCAGUUCGACGUCCCGAGUUCGAUUACAAUCCGGGCAUUCACGUUUGUCUACAUUUACCCGAUCACCGAUUUUUUCGAAGCCAUCAGCAUUUGUCAUGUAACUGCUAUCUCCAUCGAAAGGUUUGUAGCCGUCUGCUUCCCCCUGAGGGUGUCUCGUGUCUUUACACCGUCCCGCGUCUGCUGGCUGGUCGUGUGCCUGUACGGCUACACCCUUGGGAUGUACCUGCCCAUUGUAUUCCGUCUGACCUACGCAGAAACCUAUGACGUCACAUUCAACGUCACGGUCGGUCUUGUCGCGAUCAGUCAAUUUUAUCAGGAGAAUUACGGACCGCUGAACAUCUACAGCAACUUUUACCUCAACAACGCUUUCACGACCCUGACCUUGUUGAUCAUUCUCUUCUGCUCUGUCGUCAUCACCGUUCAACUCACCAGCAGAAGAACUAAACUACUCAAAGUCAACUCAGAGCAGACGUCUAGCAACAAGCGCGCGCAAGAACGUAAGGUGGCCAAGAUGUUGCUGACCGUGUGCCUGGUGACGCUGUCGGCCUACCUACCAACAGCUGUCAUCUACAUGUGUCUGCUCUACGCCAACAUCACAGUGCUGUCCUCUGACAACUUGUAUUUCCUGCUGGAGACUAUCAUCGGAAACUUGUACCAAUUCGUGGCUUCCGUCAACUUUCUCAUCUACGUCACAAUGAGCUCAAAAUUUGCCAGAACGUACACACAAUUGUUUUCUUGA
Molecule: messenger RNA, 1107 nt
Organism: Physella acuta
Lineage: Eukaryota; Metazoa; Mollusca; Gastropoda; Physidae
Product: FMRFamide receptor-like
Biological process (GO): G protein-coupled receptor signaling pathway
Cellular component (GO): plasma membrane
Molecular function (GO): G protein-coupled receptor activity
Source: RefSeq, a predicted model, not a curated record